UCGUGUCGUCGGCCAUAGCACAACCUCGCGGGAAGCCAAGCCAGCGCGACAACCAAACGACGCAACCGGGCGGCGAAAAAGAUAGCGAAAACCCAGCGGAAGAGGGCGAAGAAAAAAAAGAAGUAAAAAGUGAGUUCCCGAUCCUUCCCCCCAACGAGCGCCGGCGAUCGCCGCCGCCGCGGAUGCGAUGCGCCCCCCCUCCUCCUGCUGCCGCGGCGGCACCGUGGGGCGCGCAGGGUGAGGGAUCCCCGCACCACGUCGGCGCCGCCUCGUUCGACCCCCACGCCGACGCCGCUGGGCGCAGCGGAUUCGCGGCCAUGUGGCUGUUCUGGCGGACCAGGAACCGCUUCUCCAUCGAAGAGCUCCGGUAUCUAACAGAGCAGCUACAAAAGGUUCAUGUCAUUUAUGAAGCUAAUAAGGAUUUUGUGGUUGAAGCGUUGAGAUCAAUUGCGGAACUGAUGAUAUACGGCGACCAGCACGAUGCAUCAUUUUUCGAAUUCUUCAUGGAGCAGGAGAUCAUGGGUGAAUUUGCUCGUAUUCUGAGAAUUUCUAAGCUAUCCAGAGUGUCACUACAGCUGCUGCAGACGAUGAGUAUCAUGAUCCAAAAUUUAAGAAAUGAACAUUCAGUUUACUAUAUUUUCAGCAAUGAACAUAUCAACUUCUUGAUAACUUACUCAUAUGAUUUUCAAAUAGAGGAGAUGCUAUCAUACUACAUAUCCUUUCUACGGGCAAUAAGUGGAAAGUUGAACAAGAACACAAUUUCCUUGCUUGUGACGACAAAAAAUGAUGAGGUCAUUUCCUUUCCUUUAUAUGUCGAGGCUUUAAAGUUUGCUUUUCAUGAGGAUAGCAUGAUACGAGUUGCUAUACGUACCUUGACACUUAAUGUCUACCAUGUUGGAGAUGAAUCUGUUAACAGAUUUGUUUCGCGUGUGCCACUAUCAGAUUAUUUCUCUGACAUGGUCAAGCAUUUUCAAAAGCAAUGCAUUGACCUGGAUAAGUUGGUUGUGCGUUCUUCACGGAAUGCAAGCUCCUCUGUGGCAAUGGCCUCCAUUGAAGAUGCAAUUGUGCAAAUUGAAGAUGCACUGUAUUAUUUCAGUGACGUUAUGUCUUCUGGUAUUCCUGAUCUAGGAGAUUUCAUCACUGAAAAUAUCCUGCAACUUUUGGUAUUUCGGAUCGUACUCCCAUCAUUGCAAAGGCAGAGCACUGAAUUAUUGAUAAGUGUCAGUACUUCAAUGUAUCUGCUCUGCUGCAUACUUCACAUUUUUAAAGACAAGGAUAUGGCAAGCACUGUUGCUGCUGCUCUUUUCCAUCAGCCUGAUUGCCCUGAUAGGAAGCAAGGGGCACCUAAUGGUUGUAUCUCUGGGCACGGUCAUGGCAUCUCUGACAACCAGGUCAGUAGUACAUCUGCAGCGGAUCAGACACACGAAGACAAGUUGACACCUUUGUCUUCUGCAAAUUUGCAAUACUUGCCUGAUCAUCCAUCACCAAGUGAUUUCUGCCAAGGCAACACUCUGAGGGAACACUUGCUAUCAUAUAUCACAGGUGGGGAUAACUUCCAAGCUUUGGGUUCUUUGUGCUUAUUUGCUACAUUGUUGCAGACAAAAGAACUUGAUGAAUCAAUGCUAGAUGCACUUGGAAUUUUGCCUCAAAGAAAGCAGCAUAAGAAGCUUCUAUUACAAGCUUUGGUUGGUGAAGAUAUAGCUGAAAGGCAGUUAUUUGCAUCCAGUAGCGGUCUUGCAGAUGACAGCAUCUGCAGUGAUUUUGAUAUUUAUAUAAGAAAGCUUCAGAACAAAUAUGGGCUACAGUGUUUUCAUCCACGACAAAUGACUUCCAAAGUUCAUAGAUAUCAGGUGCUCGAUGCAUUGGUUGCCCUUUUCUGCAGGUCUAAUAUAAAUGCAGAUGUUCGCUUAGUUGGUGGCUGGCUUUUUAGACAACUGCUGCCUCAUGGGGAGGAAGAGUUUACUACGUUUCAUUUAAAACGGCUAAAGGCUUCACACAAGGAUUGCAGUGCAAAGCUUUUGGAAGAAUCUGGAGGAUGCUGGUGUGAUUUGCUUCUUCCUAUCGUUAGAGAAGCUUGGAAGAAUUGCAAGAAAGCAAUUGAGGCAUCUUCACCACCAAAAGGAUCCAAGUCUAUUAUUUCACCCUUGGAUCCUUGCUCACUCGGAGGUGAUUCUUCUGUUGCUAUCGCGGAGAGAAUCUAUGAGAUGGUUAAGGGUUUUGUGCUACAGCAUCAAGUUAUACUCUUCUGUCUUGGAGAAACUCUCACUGAUCAGCCACCCACUUACUCUCCAGUGGAUCUGCCUGUAAAUAAGCGAGCAAAUGCAGCAGGUCUCGAUGGUUCAGUGCCCAAGCCUGGACUUGAAGUCAACUUAGUUAAUGCGGUUCCUUGUCGGAUAGCGUUCGAGAGGGGCAAAGAACGCCACUUCUGCUUUUUAGCUCUAUCUAAUGGAUCCUCUGGGUGGAUUCUUCUUUUAGAAGAAUUACCUCUCAAACAAAAUGGAAUUGUUCGCGUCACUGCUCCCUUGGCUGGAUCUGAUCCAAGAACAGACGAAAAACAUCCGAAGUGGCUGCAUUUACGAAUUCGUCCUUCAACCGUUCCUUUUUUGGAUCCAGAAAAAUUUAAAGGGAAGGCAAAGAAGUAUCUUGUUGAUGGGAGGUGGACCCUUGCUUUUAGAGAUGAACAAGCUUGCAUGGCAGCAGAGGCUAUGGUUAUGGAAGAGAUGAAACUCCAGCAAGAAGCUGUUGCGAAACAGCUCAAGCCAUUGGUUGAACUUGACAUGCCCGAGGAUGGAUUGCAGCAUCCUCAGCCUUCCCAACAAACCCUUUCUGAUGACAGCCCAUGUCUGAAUUAAAAGUUUCAUCACAUAUACUGUUGAAUUAAGAAAUGGUGGCAUCAGAUCUAGUUUCCUCGGGCUUAGUAAGUCGCCAUGCCCUGUAUAUUACAUCGGCAGACUAGAGAGAUCUUGUUAACACACUGUAGAGUUUCAACCCUUUUGAUGUGAGUUAGCUCCAUAGGAUUCUUUGUACAAUAGUAUGAACCUGUCCCUUGUAAUUUUAUACAUAUCACAAACCAUUCUUUCAUAGGCUUAAGGGCAAAGUUGGGCUUUCGAUGUAAACUUAUUGUUCCAAGUAGCCUUCCAACAAUACUGUUGUUAAAACAAGCAAUAAUAUUGGAGCCUUUUCAUGAUUUUCUA
Messenger RNA from Brachypodium distachyon (stiff brome), 3194 nucleotides. Its product is annotated as protein TRANSPARENT TESTA 9. Gene Ontology annotation, cellular component: late endosome; endolysosome membrane. Bases 183 to 2852 code for a protein of 889 amino acids. Gene Ontology annotation, biological process: endosome to lysosome transport; endosomal transport; regulation of autophagosome maturation. NCBI's taxonomy places the organism in Eukaryota, Viridiplantae, Streptophyta, Magnoliopsida, Poales, Poaceae. The record is from RefSeq and is a predicted model, not a curated record. The transcript is spliced from 21 exons.